GCCGCCUCCUCCCGCCCGGGCCGCGGCAGCCGAGCGGGGCCGGCGCGGCGGCGGCGGCGGCGCUGCGUCCUGCCGCCCGCGGCGGCGGCGAUGCGCGGGGUUGGCGGCGGGGCAGCGGCGGCGUGGAGCGCCGGCAGGAUGGUGCCGCUGCCGCUCGUGGUGCUGCAGAGCCUCCUGCGCCUGGUAUUUUGUGAUGCUAAUCAAGUAGUACAAGCCACAGAUGUGCUGGAUUGGGAAGACAAGAAUGCCGCAGAGACACUGGUCGACAAUGUGGCCCAUUCCAGGAUCAUCAAUCCUUUACGCCUAUUUGUUAAGCCAUCUCCAGUGCUGAAACAUGGCCAGGUGCCCUACUCAGACAGCAUAGAAAACUUUUGGGAUUGGUUGUCCAACAUCACGGAGGUUCAGGAAUCUCUUGCACGAACUAAACGCAGGCCAAUAGUAAAAACUGGGAAAUUCAAGAAAAUGUUUGGAUGGGGCGACUUCCACUCUAACAUCAAAACUGUUAAACUGAACCUCCUGAUCACAGGGAAAAUCGUUGAUCAUGGCAACGGAACCUUCAGUGUUUAUUUCCGACACAACUCAACAGGUCUGGGAAACGUUUCCGUAAGCCUGGUGCCACCUUCCAAAGUGGUUGAAUUUGAAUCAUCUGCACAGUCAACACUGGAGACCAAGGAAUCUAAGUCCUUCAAUUGUCGAAUUGAGUAUGAAAAAACAGACCGCGCUAAAAAAACUGCGUUGUGCAAUUUUGACCCUUCAAAGAUCUGCUAUCAAGAGCAGACUCAAAGCCAUGUCUCCUGGUUAUGUUCUAAACCAUUUAAAGUUAUCUGCAUUUACAUUGCUUUUUACAGCGUAGAUUACAAACUGGUGCAAAAGGUCUGUCCUGAUUAUAAUUACCAUAGCGAGACUCCGUACUUGUCCUCUGGCUGAUACAAUGGAUAUUCUGAAUAACUAUAGAAAUACAGCGUCAGUCAUAAAAAUAAGUAUUUCCACUAACCUUUCGGAGAGGAAUAUCUUUUCCUAUCAGGUUAAAAAGUCUUUAAAAAAACGUAGCUGUAUUUGUGCUGUAUCGUAAAAAAAAAAAUCAAACUGUUUAUGUAACAAGCAUUUUCAUUUGAGACCAUUGCAUUUUAGCUCUCUCAUCAUUAAUAAGGGAACUACCAGGCAGACACGUGAGCAAAAAAUCAAACAAAAUUAUGUGCAUAAUGAACAUUGAUCUUGAAAAUCAGUUUUUUAUUAAAGUAGAUUUGAUGGCAGAGAGGUUUUUGUCUUUUACUGAUUUGGACAACACUUAGCAGGAAGUGAUCCCAUUUCUUACUGGAAACUAUAGAAGCUGACAAUAUAAAGAAUAAAUGAUAAAUUAAGAAGACUACCAGCUGCUUAUAUACAAAAUCCAAAUAAACAGCUCUCCCACUAAUUUCUUGUCACACACAGAGGGCAAAUAUUAAAAGCCAGUUCUGUUUCUGUGAAAGAGAAGAAAGGAAAUGGCAUUUCUGUGAGUUGCAGUAGUUAUGCAUACUCACUGAAGUGGAAGAGUGAGUAGUUCUUCCUUCCAAACUCUUACCUGUGGAUAUGCAACGAUGUAAUUAGACGCUGAUGCGCUUUAGUUUAUUAGGCACAAGUGUACAGGUUUGGUGUACAUUCCUUCCUUCCGUGGUCACCGUUAUUUUUGAUUAUUCUGAAAUAUUUACAUAUACAGCAGUACUAGUCUUACAGUGAUAGAGAGUUUGUGUACCUUGGAAAAGGAUAAUCUCUGUUUAAGCCUGAAAAUGAUAACAGAGGCUGGCUUCCAUUCAAAGGAAGCAAUUAUCUUAUCUUGCUGUCUAGCCCUCUUACCGUUAUGCUAUAGCAAGGAAAAUACAUCACAGCAUAAGGAUAAUACCUGAAUAAAACAAGCUUUCUGCAUAAUGACACCCAGUUGUCCUCCUUAGUAUGGUGUUGCAUAUUUAAAGCCAAUAUAUAAGCACUGAAAAAUAAAGAAGAUAGCAAAAAAAAAAAAAUACUAUGCAUCUUCACCUCAUAAAGCAGAUUUCAAACCACCGCUGUCAAUCUAAAAAUAUUCCCCCAGACUUUCAACCAGUACUAAAUAGCAUCGCUUCAUGUAGUUAAUUGUAACAACUGAGGGUCUGGCCAUGGUUUUACUUCCAUAGGACAGAUGUUGCUCCUACUGAAGGCAAUGGCAGCACCAGUGAUGCAGAUUCGAGUACAAAUGCCCUGCACUUUCAUUGGGUAUCGAUUUUACUGCUGCAGCCAACUACUGAAAAAAAAAAAAGGUUCAUAAAAAAAAGACAAUAAAAUAACAGCUCUUACUUUUGGCUUUUGCUGUCAUAGCCCUUUGCGGCAGCCUGAUGUCACAGUUCCUUUGGAAAAGAUAGCUGGCUGAGGAAGUGCUUUUUAUUACCUAUAAACAAACUAACAUGCGAGGUCUGGGAAAGAAGUUACAUAGAGCUUAAAUGAAGUGCUACUGAAAUACGCUGUUCAAGUGCUGUGCACCUGGACAGAUGACUGACAGCUCAGAAGCAAUCGAGAUUAAUUCAGAUUUCCUUGGUAAAGGUUUAUAUAGAAAAUUCUUCUGUUAACAACAUGCAAAUACCUGGUUAAUUUGUUUUUCUCUUUAACAGACAAGUUUAGUGUGUGGUUUAGUUUCAUCAAGAAUAUGAAUGUUUUCCUUAACCUUAUUCCAUAUGUAGUCUCUCCUGGUCUAAGUGAUGUUUUUUAGUUUGUCUGUUACUGUUGAUUCCUACAAGAUGUUCUACUUUGUAUUCUGUAUAGUGUGCCCUAGCUUUAGCUGUAUAUAAGCUUAGAUUUAUUGCUAUAUUCUAUGAGUUCAGUGUUUGGUGCUUUUGUAAGUUAGCUGUAAGCCAUGAUUUUAUUGCCAUGUAUUUUUACUCAGCACUGUAGGCAAUUAAAAAACCCUACAUGCUACUUACUGUAGAGUAUGUGGAAAUCAUGUAUGUAUAUACACCUAAACGUGUACACAUACAGAACGUGUGUACAUGUAUUUGUAUGUAAAUAAAGAGAGUUUGCUAAAUCUGUCA
Dromaius novaehollandiae (emu) is the source of this 3035-nucleotide messenger RNA. RefSeq names its product neurexophilin 2 (gene NXPH2). The record is from RefSeq and is a predicted model, not a curated record. The coding region runs from base 91 to 927 and encodes 278 amino acids. Gene Ontology annotation, molecular function: signaling receptor binding. The transcript is spliced from 2 exons. NCBI's taxonomy places the organism in Eukaryota, Metazoa, Chordata, Aves, Casuariiformes, Dromaiidae.